AUGGAGCACCCACUUCGCGGGGAGGCUCGGGACAGCGGUGCCGUCCUUGUGCACAAAUCGAUAGGUGGGACGGACUGGUGGCGCACCACAGAACGGCACUCAAUGGAUGGCCCUACGCUGGGUUUUUGGCAUGAGGGCGGAGACGGGUUUGAAGUCAGUGCUGAGAUCUGUGUUAACCCGAAGACGCAAUACGACCAGGCGACACUCUUCCUGUACAUCUCUCCCACACAGUGGGUCAAGGCAGGUAUCGAGUUUGAUGCCGAUGCGCUAUGGAAUGGUGCAGUGGUCUGCAACCCGUACUCGGACUGGUCAAUCGCCAAGCGUCGCCCUGAAGACUCUGCCCGAUACACAAUUGCGUACACGCACAAUGAAGUCAAAGUGUACCUCGGCAAUGAUAUGAUCCGCGAGGUUAAGUGGUUCGGGGCAACGCGCAGCAACGACGCAACGUUUGGCGAGGCACUCCCAGGCAAGGUGUUCGUCGGCAUCAUGGCGUGCUCACCUAAGGACGGAGGAGCGGAAGUCAGCUGGAAGAACUUCACGUUCAGGCAAGGUGUGCGUGCACGCUGA
Messenger RNA from Cutaneotrichosporon oleaginosum, 567 nucleotides. RefSeq lists its product as uncharacterized. NCBI's taxonomy places the organism in Eukaryota, Fungi, Basidiomycota, Tremellomycetes, Trichosporonales, Trichosporonaceae. The record is from RefSeq and is a predicted model, not a curated record.